Molecule: messenger RNA, 366 nt
Organism: Microbotryum saponariae
Lineage: Eukaryota; Fungi; Basidiomycota; Microbotryomycetes; Microbotryales; Microbotryaceae
Source: the annotation of a GenBank genome assembly
AUGGAGAACCCCUACGAGGAACAGCAACAGGGUAUGUAUCACCUCGCCUUUGCCCCACCUCUCAUCCCCCCAUGUUGACCAUCUCCUCCCUCAUCAAUACCCCACCAGCCACGAUCGCGCGCAUCCUGUCGACCGUCGCAAAGUUGAACGAGUCCAUGAUCCAUCUCAAUUCCGCCAUUUCGGCGAGUCGACCUAUCCUCCGCCUCUUAUCCCAUCCAAUUGCGCUGACCGUGAUCCACCUUCCCACCGCAGGAAACCAACACGUACAACGUCAAAGUGACGGAGACGGUCGAGCUGUGGACGUCGUUGCAGAGGGGGACUCGCCAUAACCUCGAGAGUACGGGCGAGUUGCACGAGCCUGAGUAA